Messenger RNA from Dermatophagoides farinae (American house dust mite), 3380 nucleotides. It is a transcript of the gene hb, whose product is annotated as zinc finger protein hunchback. Lineage: Eukaryota; Metazoa; Arthropoda; Arachnida; Sarcoptiformes; Pyroglyphidae. The record is from RefSeq and is a predicted model, not a curated record.
UACAUCAAUGCUAUCAGUAAAUGACAAUAAUUCAGCCUUGAUCGAUACGAAUAAUAGGUCAUGGUCGAUGAUGCUUGGAUCACCUUCAUUGAUGCCGUUGACACAGCCAGCAACUAGCACUACUAUGGAAUCUGAUGAAGAGAAUCCAAUAGCUGAUCUUAUGUCUUUGUAUUCACUUCCUGCCACAUCUUCGUCGACAAUGUCACAGUCGGAUCAGCAUCUUCAUUCUAUGCUACUAAUGGCAGCAAUGCAUCAUCAGCAACAACAAUCUUUGGCAUCGAUCCCUACAAAUGUUGCUACAUCAUCUGGAUUGGUCACAACGCCAACCCUCAGAACUAGUCGAACAACAAAGUCACCAAAAUCGAUUGCCUUUGAUAAAUACAACAGGAUCUUCGUCCAUUAAUCCAGCAGCUUAUCAGCAUCCAAUUCUUAUGAUGCGUAUGAUGAUGGGUAAUCCUUCAUUUUUGGACCAUCUAACAGCACCUGCCACAUCUACGUCAAGUGGAUCGAUACUUUCACCACCAAACUCGGUAAAUGUAAAUAGAAUAAUUUCAUCUCAGUCGGAAUCAACUACCGAGUGCAAAGAAGCCGCUGAAACAACUGCACUCAUGUCACCAGGCAUCGAAGAGCCAUCAACCACGACGACCACUAUCAAGUCUAGUAAAUCCUCGGCCAAACCUAAAUGUGCUAAGCGACGACAGCGUGUUGUAAACGGAACUGGAAAGUCCCGUCAGUUGACCAAAUGCUAUUCAAUCAAUCGUCGCUUGGUCGAAUCGACCGUGUCGACUACAUCAAUUGCUUCGAAUGUUGAUCAGGAGUCAUUAUCAGACAAUCGAUCUACGAAUCCUAUUUAUCGAUGUCAUCUCUGUCCGUACACCGGAAAUUCCAAGCUUCACUUCAAUGCUCACAUGAAUACUCAUUUUGAUCAUCGUUGUCCUCAUUGUGACUAUACAUCGCGAACCGAAGGACGCCUGAAGCGUCAUAUACGAGAUUUUCAUUCUGAAACACCACCCGAAACCUGGACUGGUAGCGGACGAUUGUUAGAUGAAUCGCUUGAAGGUGCUGAAUUAAUAUUUGAUCCGGAUGGAUGCAUGGAAAUGUCGGCCGGUGGCAAUGGACCAAAUCCUGCUCGAAAUCGAAAAUAUCGUUGCAAGCAAUGUGGCUAUGUGGCUAUGGACAAACACGAUUUCUGGGAACAUUCCAAGGAUCACAUCAAAUCAGAUCGUAUGCUGGCAUGUCCGAAAUGCAAUUUUGUUACCGAAUACAAGCAUCAUUUGGAAUAUCAUUUACGUAAUCACUUUGGUUCAAAGCCAUUCAAAUGUGCCAAAUGCAACUAUAGCUGUGUCAACAAAUCGAUGCUUAAUUCGCACAUGAAAUCACAUUCAAACAUUUAUCAGUACCGAUGUGAUGAUUGCACUUAUGCCACCAAAUACUGCCAUAGUCUCAAAUUACAUCUUCGCAAAUACAAACAUCAACCAGCCACUGUGUUGAAUUUGGAUGGCACACCCAAUCCAUAUCCGGUCAUUGAUGUUUAUGGCACACGAAGAGGACCUAGACCUAAAAAACCAAUUGCGUCAUAUACAACAUCAAAAUCAAUUAGGUCCAAAGUAAUUAAAAAAAAUAAUGAAUCAAAUAAAUGUAAAGUGGCCACUCAACCAAAAGUUGAUAAGUUGAAAAACAUGGCUACAUCAUCUUCGUCGGUCGAUUUGAACAACAAAACACGACCACUUGAAAAUACUGCAUCACAAUCAAUCAAUAAAUCGAACGACCAUCAUGACAAUGAAAAUGAUGAUAACGAACAAGCACAGAUUACCUAUCUCCGAUGUAAUUAUUGUUCUUUCCAGACAGAAUCGAAACCCGAAUUCAGUAAUCAUAUGCUAAACCAUGUGGUCAAAGAAAAAUUGUCAUUGCUUAACAACAAACGUAAGCACUUGCAGCAACAACAACAACAUCAAUCAAUAAAUGAUCACAGUGAAGAUCAGAAACAGCCAGAUCAAAAUGGUGAUAAACUAGUAUCUAAUGAUCUGGCGCUUGAUCUUAGCAAACAGGAAUCACAAGACCAGCUCCAAAUGAAAUCCAGUCAGGAUAACCCAUUUUCAUCGUUGCUACAAAAUUUCCUUGAACACCAACAACAAUCACAAUCAGAACAAGCAGAUAUACGACUACCGGUGACGACGACCAGACAAUUUAUACAUAAAAAACGCAAAGGACAAGCUCGAAAAUUACUUCCGCCUUCUGCUACCACACUGGAUCUCAUAUCCGAAUCGGAAUCAGUUUCCUCAUUGCCAUCUUUAUCCCCCUCUUCCUUUGAUUCUAGCCCUACACCGACCAAAGAGCCUGACGAUGAUGAGGACGAAUCGAUUCGAUCAGACGAUAUUGUCGUCGAUGAACAAAUGAUUGAUCAGGACGAUCAUAACAUGGAUGAUGAGUCACAACUUUCGGAAACAUCGAUAAUGGAUGAUUUGCCAUUGUUAACAAAUACAUCUUUAACCAACGAUCAAAUUCAAUUGUUUGAUUUUUACAAUCAUCAACAACAACAACAAAAUGGAACGGACAUCCAACAUCCACUUCCACCAACGCCAAUCAAAUCACCUGAAGCCGAUGACCAAGCCGUAUUCAAUUUUGACAUGACAAUCGAUGACCAAAAAAGUGACUGCCACAAUAUUCGCCCCAUAGGUUCGACAAUGCCCGAAUGUGAUAUAACUCAACUAAAACCUGCAUUAGUUGCCGCCCUUAAUGAUUCUUCAAUGGUACAACCGCUGCUUCAGUCCAACAGUAAUUUAAUGCAGAUGUUAAUGCAAUUGCUUUCUACAUCAGCCAGCAAUACUUGUUCCGCUACACCUUCUUCGUCGUCAUCAAUGUCACUAUCAUCUUCCUCCUCAUCUUCAAAAAUAAAUGAUUCGAAAGCUAUGGCAGCAAUCAUUUCAAAGGGUGUUGGUUCGUCGGCAUCAUCAUCAUCAUCAUCAUCAUCUUGUUCUAAGUUGCCCGACGCUAUGACUGCCACCACGAUAUCAUCUUCGUCGAAUGGAGAAUCUAUUCAGAGCAUUGAUUGUUUAGCAUCAUGUUCCACUAGCAACCAAGAAGCUGAUACGAUCGCCACUAAUCUUAACAGUGCAACAGCGGCAGCAGCUUUAGCUUUGGCAACUACAUCCUCAUCGACGCCCAACGAAUCUCUCACUAAUGUAAACAGUCUGAUCACAAAAAUGCAUUCAGUAACAUUUCUGAUGCAAGAGAUUCUUUUAGAAAUGUGGUCGAUCAAAAAGUGAAGACUUAUGCAACGUCCAUUUGUAAACAAAUUCACCCAAGUCACAAAUCAUUUCAUUUUUUUUCUUCAUUAUGAAUGUAUGCAAAUCACUGUCUUUGCUGAUGAUAACAAUAAA